Molecule: messenger RNA, 2343 nt
Organism: Cladocopium goreaui
Lineage: Eukaryota; Dinophyceae; Suessiales; Symbiodiniaceae
Source: the annotation of a GenBank genome assembly
GUGCUCAAAGAUGCUCAAAGUGAUUCUCACUGCCCACCUCUUGCUUUGCUAUAGCUCGUUGAGCUGCCAAUGAUCGGCAAUGGCAGAGCUGGACGUCGUAGCCACUCCUGGCUUUAAAGUCCUCUCGAACUUUGAGCGAGGCUAUGGCUUUUGGACCACCGAGGGAGUUCCACCCCUUCGAAGAUGGUGGCCUUCUGCAGAACACUAUUUCCAAGCAGGAAAAUUUCAGGAUUUUGAGAUUCAAGAAAAGAUUCGCGUUGAACUUGAGCCCGGUGUUGCCAAACAUUUAGGUCGGACUUGUGGUCCGCUUCGUCCUGACUGGGAUCAGAUCAAACGUGAUCGACUUAAGCAAGCCCUGAUAGAGAAGUUCUGGGCACAUCCAGAGGCACGCACUUUGUUGCUAAGCAUCCCAGAGAACACACGAAUCGUCUUUGGUAGCAAGGUGGAUCCCUUUUUCGGAGUGGGGCCGGAUGGGUGUGGCCAAAAUGUCAUGGGCGCAGAGUUGCAGAAUCUCCGGCUAUUUUUUUCACACCACCAUCGUCGGCGACAAGUCUUAGUGACGGUGGGAGAUAUUGGUGAACCCUUCGAGCCUCAAAGUCUUUUUGUUGAUGUCACAGGUGCAGAGCCUGCGGAAGUUGCUGGCUUGGUGUGUGAUGCUUUGGGAGUUGUACAUGAUGGAGUGGACGAUUUGGACUUUGUUUAUGAUGAUGGCUUCGAAAGGUGUUCCGUUACAACACUUGGCACUGCAGAGCAGAUGGAUCACUUUCUCCAGCAGCAUGACGACUGCAAACUGGAAGUGAGAGUGAUGCAGGUUGGGGUGAUCACCCUGUGGAAUGGAACCGAUGAUAGCUACCUUGCUCGUGCUGAUGUGAGUCAUUUGUCCCGCACUGCAUUGAGUGUCAGGCAGCGCUUGGAGUCUUUGCUUCCUGUGCUGAUCCACAAAGAAUUCAAUCCACAUGUAAGUUUCAGUAUUGAUGGUUCAUCAGAUCAGCUGCUGUCGGAGCAACACAUGGAAAGUAUUCGCAAGGCAGCACAAGAGGGUGCUGACGUGAUAGUCAGCGGCCACUAUGAAAUCCCAGGUAUCCCAGAUCAAUGCCGCCCUUUGAUUCCCUUGCCUCAAGUGGGGGAUGUAGAGCCAUCAUUUCUUCCGGUUCACAGCGACCUGCCUUCUGCAGAGCUGUCGGAUAAAAUCCGCGGAUUGAUUUGGGGAGCUGCUUUGGGGGACGCCGUUGGCCUGUCCACUGAGUUUAUGGAGAAAUCAGAAGCAGCCAGAGCAUACCCGGAACCCACCAGACUCAGUCCAGCUUCUCGUAUUGAAGAUAGGCAUAGAAAGCGUUGGGACCAAGGAGAUUGGACAGAUGACACGGACCAAAUGAUACUUUUACUGGAUGCAAUCAUUGAAGGACGUGGUCUUCUUAGCACCACCACCUUUGCGAAAGCAUUGAAACGAUGGCGCAACGGUGGCUUCCCUGAGCUUGGGGAUUCAUCUGGACUUGGAGUUGGACAAACGGUCAACUCUGUCCUGGAGCAUCCGGCUUUUCUCAUCGCUCCAGACGUUGCGGCGGACAUAUCUGGCGCCAAAGCGGCUGUUCGCUGGCAGCCAAUGGUGCCAUCAUGCGAUGUGCAGCUGCUGGCAUUUUCUGCUUUUGGAAUGAGAAGCUUGUGAAAUACAAUGCGGCAGCAUCAGCAUCCGUCACGCAUGCAGACCCCAGAUGCAUCAGCAGCUGCGUUUGCAUUGCCCUGCUGUUGGCAAAAAUCCUGGCAGGACAUGGGAUUUGCGCCACGGAUCAGCGCAGAGAGCUGGCUCUGUCUGUUGCGCUUCAAGCCAGCGAGUUCUUGGAAGGCCAUGAUGUCGAUGAGCUUUUGCGAUCCGUUGAUGUUGAGAUGGACGGCUUGGAGUCGUUGAAGCUUUCUACUGGUGGCAUCGGCUACACUUACAAGCCCCUGGGAGCUGCCAUGUGGGCCUUCAUUUAUUCCGAUGACUUUAGAACAGCUCUGCAAGCGAUCACAAUGCAAGCAGGUGAUGCUGAUUCAAACGCGACUGUUGCUGGAGCCUUGCUAGGUGCUAGGCUGGGCUUCUCGCAGUUACCACCAGAUUGGCUCCAAGAGCUUCCUCAGCUCCAAACAGAAUGGCUGCGGCAGAAGGUCGGCAAUUGCUUAGCCAUGUUGAACCUCGAGCCCACCAAGUGAAACAGCAAAUGGAAUGAAAUAGAUUGAAUAUAUUGAAAUAGGCUGCCUUCAAGUCAGUAUGCAUUGCCUCUUUGUUCUGGCUUUUGCAAAUCAGUGCAAGCCCCUGAGAAACUUCAGGGGGGCCUUCAGCCUAUCACUUGAGUGCUUGCAAAA